This is a messenger RNA of Cucumis sativus (cucumber), 1339 nucleotides long. RefSeq names its product probable BOI-related E3 ubiquitin-protein ligase 3. Gene Ontology annotation, biological process: regulation of programmed cell death. Bases 209 to 1264 code for a protein of 351 amino acids. The record is from RefSeq and is a predicted model, not a curated record. NCBI's taxonomy places the organism in Eukaryota, Viridiplantae, Streptophyta, Magnoliopsida, Cucurbitales, Cucurbitaceae. The transcript has 3 exons. Gene Ontology annotation, molecular function: ubiquitin-protein transferase activity.
CAUACGCCUUGCUUCCUUGAUUGCAUUUGCAUGUCCCCCUCUCUCCUUCUAUUUCCUCUCUCUCUCUCAUUCCCACCAAGAUUUUGCGAUAGGAUAAGAAUCCAGGAUUUCCCUUCUCUCUUUUGCAACUACUUCCCCCUCUUACCUCUUACUCCCUUUAUAAUCUCUACUCUCUGUCUCUCUUCAUAAUCUCUCUUCAUAAUCUCUCAUGGCUGUUGAAGCUCGACAUCUCAAUCUCUUCCAUCCUCAACUAAUAGGAGGAAACAGAGAAUUGGUGAAUCUGAUUGAAGGAGAUGCAAAUAUGUAUAAUAGUACUGGAAUGGGCUAUGGUGGUGUGCCAUUAGUAUCUGGAACAACCAGUACAGCAGAGACUCUUCUUCCGGCUUACAAUUCCGUCAUCGUGGAUUCCUCUGUUUCUCCUAAAACUGCAGCGGUCUCUGCAGCAAUGAAAUCCGAUAGCGGUUUAACCUAUAACUACACCCUCCCUCUCCCAAGAAAGCGCGCAAGAGAAUGUAUGAAUAUCAACCCAUUCGCCUCCUAUCCCUCUGCCCCAACUUCCAAGUCUUGCGGAUCUUUCUCCUUUCUUGGAGAAGAUAUCUCCCUCCAGAUCCACCAACAACAACUCGACAUCGACCGUUUGAUUUCUCAACACUUGGAGAAGGUGAGAUCGGAAGUCGAAGAGAGACGGAAGAGGCAAGCGAGGAGGAUAAUCGAAGCAAUAGAAGUGGGUGUGAUGAAGAAAUUAAAAUCAAAAGAGGAAGAGAUCGAAAAGAUGGGGAAAUUAAACUGGGCAUUAGAGGAAAGAGUGAAGUCAUUAUGUAUAGAGAAUCAACUAUGGCGUGAUAUGGCACAAACGAACGAGGCAGCUGUGAAUGCAUUAAGAAACAACUUAGAACAAGUGUUAUGCCAAGUGAACGAAGAUCGAACCCACGUGGGUGGCGGGGGAAUCGAGGAUCCAACGACGGCAUUGGUGGACGAUGCACAAUCAAGCUGCGGAAGCAACGAAGGAGAAGGAGAAGAAAGAGGAGGGUGGCGCGUGGUGAAAGCAAAAACAGUGAAAAGGAAUAGCAACAAUGGCGGUGGUGGUGAAGAUACGGGGAGCAGGAAGAGCAGAAUGUGCAGAAACUGCGGGAAAGAGGAAUCAAGUGUGCUGCUAUUGCCGUGCAGGCAUCUGUGUCUAUGUACUGUUUGUGGGUCAUCAGUGCACACAUGCCCCAUUUGUAAAUCAACCAAAAACGCUAGUGUACAUGUAAACAUGUCCUAGAACAAGAACAACACCCUAAAACACAAACAAGCAAUUUUACUAACUAAGACACUAGACAGACUUUUUUCUUACUUA